Pungitius pungitius (ninespine stickleback) is the source of this 1570-nucleotide messenger RNA. RefSeq names its product monoacylglycerol O-acyltransferase 3b (gene mogat3b). The transcript is spliced from 9 exons. Gene Ontology annotation, molecular function: diacylglycerol O-acyltransferase activity. The coding region runs from base 259 to 1278 and encodes 339 amino acids. The record is from RefSeq and is a predicted model, not a curated record. Lineage: Eukaryota; Metazoa; Chordata; Actinopteri; Perciformes; Gasterosteidae. Gene Ontology annotation, cellular component: endoplasmic reticulum membrane. Gene Ontology annotation, biological process: triglyceride biosynthetic process.
CUAUGCACUCACCUAAAGGGCUCAAAGUUUGACGGGGGGGAUCCACGCCGAAAUAUUUCAGCUAUCGAUUCAACUGGUCAAAGGGAUUUGGAGCAGAAAACUGAACAACCGAGCAGCAGCGUGAUAAGUGUAUUGCUUGCUUGUGCCAAAGUAUCGGGGGAGUGGAUUUGUUAUCAGCUGCUUUACGUGAUCUGGUCAAAGUGCAUCCUGCAUGUGGAGCUUUUCCUCGACUGAUGAAUUCACAUCUAUCAAAUAAACAUGGGCAUAAAGUCAAAUAAGGGGCUUCAGGUUGCAGGAAAGACAAAAGAGAAAACUCAGUGGAAAGAAUUCGUAGAGGCAGUGAGUACUCUGCAAUGGGUGCUAUGCUUUCUCCUCUUAGGAGUGGCCUGCAUUAUAUUGAUGGUGUGCCUCAUGUUUACGUCGUUGUGGCCGCUCCCCACUCUGUACUUCAUAUGGAUGGUGAUUGACUGGCAAACCCCCGAAAGAGGAGGCAGGAAAAUGACAUUUGUGAGGCGGUGGAAGGUCUGGGAUCACUUCAGGGAUUUUUUCCCAAUUAAACUGGUGAAGACGGCCGAGCUGAAUCCGAACAAAAACUACAUCCUGGGUUGUCAUCCGCAUGGCAUCAUGAGCGCAGGAGCCUUCAGCUGCUUCAGCACAGAAAGCUGUGGCUUCACGGAGGCAUUUCCUGGGCUGAGAGCCUCCCUGGCGAUACUAGCAGGCCUUUUCAGGAUACCGCUCUUGAGGGAGUACCUGAUGUGUGCAGGUCUUUUUCCAGUCAGUAAACCGAGCCUCGCCCACCUCCUCUCAAAGAGAGGCAAGGGAAAUGCAGUGGUGAUUGUGAUAGGGGGCGCCGCAGAGUCCCUGGCGUCCUGUCCAGGAGUUAACGCAGUGGUGAUGAGGCAGAGAAAGGGAUUCGUCAGGGUGGCUCUUGAGUUUGGGGCUGAUCUGGUGCCCGUUUACUCAUUCGGAGAGACUGGGCUCUUUCAGCAGGUGGUUUUCUCAGAAGGCAGUCUCGGUCGGAGGUUACAGGAUCUUUUCAAAAAGACGAUGGGUUUCGCCCCGUGUCUUUUCCUCGGGGAGCGCUGGGCUUUCCUGCCCUACAGGACCCCGGUCACCACCGUUGUGGGAAGUCCAAUCUCAGUGCCAAAGCACACCACACCUACCCAGGAGGAGGUCGACCACUAUCAUAGGCUUUACAUGGAGGGCCUCUCGAAGUUAUUCCACGAACACAAAGUCCGCUGUGGACUUUCUGAAAAUCACAAGCUCCAGAUCAUUUAGACAUUUCCCUUUAUUGGCUCAACUGGGAUCCCCAUGGACGGGUGUUUGGAUCUGAUGAACUUCAUCUUCAACCAGUGAUUGAUUCUGCAGGUUUCUUUGAUCAUAUUGUACUGUAUUUGAACACAUGCAAAUGUACCUAAAAUGAUGAAGGGGUUCUGCGUUCAUGAUGCACUGAAACAUUGGUGCCUACUUAAUCUGGGGGAAUUUCACGACAUAUUUAAAAGUGUACUGUGUUUCUUUCAAUUCUGAAAAAAAUGUUUGUUGAAAUAUAAAGCAUUAAUGUUGAAUUGUA